AUCGGUUCAAUGUCUAAAGUAACAAGCUCUUCAAUCAAAGACUAGAUAUCGCAUUUUUCUUGUCUAGUUUUGAAGUGUAAUAAAAUUGAAAAUAAUUUGGUCUAAUUUAGAAAUGUUUAUACUAUUCUGAUUUGAAAGCCGGACCCAACCAGUAACGAAGUGUCAAUUAUUUCGCUGACAACUAACGAGUCUUAUUUCCUGAAUAAUACCCUUUCAAUUCUUCCAUUUCAAAACCCAUCCUCAAUCAAGAGUAGACUAGUACAAAAUCCGAUAAAUUAUUGUCUAUCAAUUUUGAGAAGCAGAUAUGGCGGAUCAGUUGACUGAUGAACAGAUCUCCGAGUUUAAGGAGGCUUUCAGCCUUUUCGAUAAGGAUGGCGAUGGUUGCAUCACCACCAAGGAGCUCGGAACUGUUAUGAGAUCCCUGGGGCAGAAUCCCACUGAGGCCGAGCUCCAGGAUAUGAUAAAUGAGGUGGAUGCCGAUGGUAAUGGAACCAUCGACUUCCCCGAGUUUCUGAACCUCAUGGCUAGGAAGAUGAAGGAUACCGACUCUGAGGAGGAGCUGAAAGAGGCCUUCCGCGUUUUCGACAAGGAUCAGAAUGGUUUCAUUUCAGCUGCUGAGUUGCGACAUGUGAUGACAAACCUAGGAGAGAAGCUGACUGAUGAGGAAGUGGACGAGAUGAUCAGGGAGGCCGAUGUUGAUGGUGAUGGACAGAUUAACUACGAAGAGUUUGUGAAGGUUAUGAUGGCCAAAUAAUGUAUCUUUCUGUUACCAUCCUAGAAAACCUUUGCAAACAUAGAAUUUAUUAAUUAAAAAAAAAAUGCAAUGGUUUCUUCUUUUUUAUCAUUUUAUUUUAGACCAUUAACUUUUAAGCCCUUGAAUGCUUAAACGAUUUCUGUGUAAUGGUUGUGAUAUGCUCACUAUCCUUGUGUUGUGUAUUUUGUGACUCGUAUUUGUUUCAUCAAGGUAAUUUCAUGCACGAAUUAGAUAGAAUUCUUGCAUUUUACCA
Molecule: messenger RNA, 1007 nt
Organism: Salvia miltiorrhiza (redroot sage)
Lineage: Eukaryota; Viridiplantae; Streptophyta; Magnoliopsida; Lamiales; Lamiaceae
Product: calmodulin
Exons: 2
Coding region: 305-754 (149 amino acids)
Molecular function (GO): calcium ion binding; enzyme regulator activity
Source: RefSeq, a predicted model, not a curated record